AUGGAGUCCCAGCCACAACAAAUAAUACCGUACUGGCACCUCACAUCCCCUACCUCAUCUUUCUCCGCUGGUACCGUAUUGGCACCUGGCAUACCAGUACAUGUUGGUAUCGUACCAGUUCCUGCCGGUACUGUACUAGUUCAUGCUGGUACUGUACCAGUUUUUGCUGGUACAGUACCAAUACAUGUUCCUGUUGGUUCCGUACCAGUUCAUGUCGUACCAGUUCCUGUUGGCAUCGAACCAAUACAUGUUGGCACCGUACCAGUUCUUGCUGGCACAAUACCAGUUCAUGUUGGCACUGUACCAAUACCUGUCGUACCAGUACAUGUUGGCACUGUACCAGUUCCUGUUGGCAUCGUACCAGUUCAUGCUGGUAUCGUACUAGUGCUCGUCGUACCAGUACCUAAACCUGCCGUACUAGUACCAAUUCCCUGUACGGUGACCUCGUUUUUCCCUAGUACGGCCUCCUCUGCCAUUGCUUGGUCUGCCAUACUGGUAUCGUCUAUGGCUUCCGACGCAAGCACAACUAGGCUGAUCUGUGGUAGUGACACCUGCCGUUGUGCCAGUGGUUCUCCUUCAUUGAUUUUUCGGAACAACACUCCUACUGGUCGUACGUCCCCCACCAGACUGGCCAUUGUAAGUGCUUCCUGUGGUACCAAGUGUGUCGAGGAUAAUUUUGGAGGUGUGAAUUUCACUCUUGUGCUCUUCCAUUGUGCUCGUAGCCCUCCAUGCCGAUCUUCUGGUUUGAAUGAAACUUGUACCAUGCAGCCCUGGAACUGA
Cryptomeria japonica (Japanese cedar) is the source of this 780-nucleotide messenger RNA. RefSeq names its product SH3 domain-containing protein C23A1.17-like. The transcript has 2 exons. Lineage: Eukaryota; Viridiplantae; Streptophyta; Pinopsida; Cupressales; Cupressaceae. The record is from RefSeq and is a predicted model, not a curated record. Bases 1 to 780 code for a protein of 259 amino acids.